CUGGUAGCGAAGGGGGAAAUGCUGCUCAUGGGGGAACCACGCGUGCACGCCGUCCUGUCCCAGAUGGCCGGAGCCCUCCGAGCGCGAGACCCGGACCUUGCGAUCUCGAUCUUUAAGUUGGCCGUGGAGCGGGGACUGACCCCGGACGCCCACUGCUGCUCGUCAUUGAUCAAGGCGUAUGGGAUGAAGAAGCAGGCUGACAAGGCGCUGGAGGUGGUGAGAAUGAUGCUGGAACUGGGGGUAGCUCCCGAUCUGGUGACGCUGAACGCUGCCAUGGACGCCUGUGAGAAGGGAAAGCGGCCCGAGGAGGUUCUCAGGCUCUUUCGGGAGGAAGUGCCCAGGCAUGGACUGGUGCCUGACAUCUUCAGCUACACGGUGCUGGUGAACAUGUAUGGGAAGCGAGGGGAGCUGGCUGAGGCCUUGGCGCUGUUUGAAGAGGCGGUCGCCUGCGGUUUAGAGCCCGAGCUCCCUGCCUACACCGCCAUCAUCAAGGCGGCAGUGAAAAAAGACGACAUGGGGACUGCACUUGCCCUGCUGCGACGCGUAUUUGACAGCGGCUUGAGCCCGGACGCGCGUCUGUACAACACCCUGCUAUGGGGUCACACGAAGCGCCUGGAGUGGUCCAAGGCGAUGCAGAUUUUGAGGCUCAUGGAGGCGAAGGGCUUGGUGCCCGACCGGCUGACCUACAGCUACCUGCUCUCCUGUCUCGUCGACUGCAACCAAUUGGAGGUGGCACAAUCUUUGUGGCGCGAGAUGCGGGACAAGGGCCACGUCAAGCCGAACCUGGAGUUGUACAGCCUGGCUGUCGACAUGUUCGCCAAAGCCGGAGAUACUACUCAAGCCGUGACCAUCUUCAAAGAAAUGCGCCGCAACCGUGUGCAGCCAAAUCUUGUCACGUACACCGCCCUCAUGGAAGCCUUUGUCCGCGCAGGCUACCCCAUGGCCGCUCUGUCCAUCUCCGACGAGAUGCGGCGGAAGCCCGGCCUGGCCCGUGAUGUGACGAGCUGCGUAUGGCGUCUCAAAUGCUUCGUGGAACUAGGGGAUCUGGAGGGAAUCGAAAACUUGAUCCAGGAAAUGCAAGACAGUGGCAUUCAUCUAAAUGUGGUCGUCUACAAUCAAUAUCUGCGAGGCGCGAUGCGAAGCGGGCGGUAUGAGCUUGCUCUGCAAAUACUUUCCGCCCUAUUUGAGAAGAGGCUCCUUCCAAACCUGGAGACUCAUCAAUGCCUGCUCGAAAUGCCCACUCCGAGUACCGGAGGAGCAGUCAGCGGUCUCGCCCACGGUGAUGGUGUCGAAAGUCAGAUGGAGGAGGCACGGGAGCAACUUGUCAUGUUUUACCAUGCGGCCUUGAAAUUACUCGCGGAACAGAAAGUUCGGGCUCGGGUUAACCUUUACGUGGCGUGUCUGCAUGCCUGUUUGCGUACUGAUCGACUUGAUCUGGCAGCUGAAGUGAUGGCAUUGCGGCGGGCCAACACUUUGCAGAUCUUUCAGCUGUUCAAAAAGCACGAGGAGAAGGUCCACAGGUGGGAACGGAAAAUCGACCGGGAGCUGGACGCCCGGUUUUAUUCAAAUAAGAACCUGGUGUAAAACAUUGAGAUUUCUCUUCUGGAGGAAAUUCUUUGGAGGAAAUUCUUUCAGAGACAUUUGAAAAAGAGAAGACAUGCAAGUGAAUGAGGCUUGAAAUUUAGGGAGUAAAGAAACCGACGAUGAAAAGCAUUAAUGCACGCUGUGGGGUCGAAGGAGGUAAGAUUAUCUGCAGGGUCCAAUAAUUUGCUAGAAAGCUGCAGCGCAACCGCUGCAGGCCAACCGAGACCACUUUCGAUUCCAUGUAUGUUUGUUGGUGGUCGAGAUGGUUCGUUAUGCGACACGUGGCGAGAAGAAAGCUGCAUGCUAUAGAUUAGGUCGAAUUUUUUUGUAAAAUUAAGCUUGAGCUUUUUAAAAGAUAAGCAAAUGACAAGUAUCAAACA
This is a messenger RNA of Nannochloropsis gaditana CCMP526, 1964 nucleotides long. RefSeq lists its product as uncharacterized. The transcript has a single exon. The record is from RefSeq and is a predicted model, not a curated record. Gene Ontology annotation, molecular function: protein binding.